Molecule: messenger RNA, 354 nt
Organism: Ordospora pajunii
Lineage: Eukaryota; Fungi; Microsporidia; Ordosporidae
Exons: 1
Coding region: 1-354 (117 amino acids)
Source: RefSeq, a predicted model, not a curated record
AUGGGAAAGCACAGGGAUCGAGGCAUACACGAGAAGAAAAACCCCCAUAUUGAGUUUACAAGCGAAGCAGCUCCCACAUGCCAGCAAGAAGUUGCUUUUGAUCCAAAUGCCACUGCAUCAAAUGGGCCUACAAUUUAUGAGUGCGGGAAUGAAUAUGAUUUGCCAUUCCAUGAGGAUUCAGCCCCAUACAUAUCAGAAAUGCCUCCUGAAAUCGAAAAGAAAACAGGCAUCAUGAAGCAAUUCCUCUCAGGGAUCGAAAUGUUAUUUUCAGUAAUCAGGUCUGCAUUCAGAAGCACAAUUACAUGGAUUUCAAAAAGAAUCGCAUCGUCUUCGUCUAUUGGCGAACAGGUUUAG